This is a messenger RNA of Triticum dicoccoides, 860 nucleotides long. RefSeq names its product cysteine-rich receptor-like protein kinase 10. The coding region runs from base 139 to 720 and encodes 193 amino acids. Lineage: Eukaryota; Viridiplantae; Streptophyta; Magnoliopsida; Poales; Poaceae. The transcript has 4 exons. Gene Ontology annotation, molecular function: protein kinase activity; ATP binding. The record is from RefSeq and is a predicted model, not a curated record. Gene Ontology annotation, biological process: protein phosphorylation.
UACCUACCUAACCGAAGUCUGGAUUACUUCAUUUUCAAUGAUAGAAGAAAAUCACUGCUCAAUUGGCCCACAAGAUUUAAGAUAAUCGCUGGUGUAGCCAGGGGACUUCUUUAUCUCCACCAAGAUUCCAGAUUGACGAUGAUUCAUAGAGAUCUCAAAGCAAGCAACAUAUUGUUGGAUGCUGAGAUGAUCCCCAAAAUAUCCGAUUUUGGUACAGCUAGGAUCUUUGGUGUCAGUCAACACGAAGGACAUACCAAUCGAGUUGUUGGAACAUUUGGAUACAUGUCGCCUGAAUAUGCAAUGGAAGGCAUAAUCUCCGUCAAAUCCGAUGUUUACAGCUUUGGCGUAUUAGUUCUAGAGAUUGUGAGUGGCAUGAAGACCGGCGCCACAACCCCAACAAGUUCACACGCACGCACUCGUAACCUUAUAGAUUAUGCGUGGAGCUUAAGGAAGGAUGGGAAAGUGAUGGAUCUAAUCGAUUCAUCCAUCGUUGAGGGUUGCUCUCUCGUUGAAGCUCUACGAUGCAUCCAUAUCGGACUCUUGUCGGUGCAGGACGACCCAGAGGCUCGCCCCCUCAUGUCUUGGGUGGUAGCAAGCCUGGAUAAUGAAGACAAUGAGCUCCCGCAGCCAAAAGAGCCUAUGUGCUUUGCACACCGUAACUACGGAGCCGGGGAAAGCCAUGUGCAUGAUAUGAGCCUCCUAAACCUCAAGGGGCGCUAGAAAAUCCUGCCUUGUCCUUGACUUGUGACCUCAUAUCUUCAUACACGUACCUGCUCAGUGCUAUUCUACUUUACACUGGAUGAGCUCUGUUAAAGCUGGGAUUGUAAUUUUAUAUGCUUGUAAUAUGUGCUCAUAUGUAA